AUGAAAAUAAAAAGUUUUAUUAUAUCGGGAUUACUUCUUGCUGUGACAGCAUUAUUCACGGAAUGUUUAACGAAAGGUAGUGAACAUGAUGUUAACAGUGACAACUAUGUGAAUAAUAUUAGAUUAGAAACUGCGUAUACAGGAGAUUUCCCAAGAGUCGCAUUUGUGGAGAAAAAAGUAUUAAUCGGUUGCACUCCUGGAAGCAAGCUCCGUUUGAAAUGUCUAUCAUUUUUACUCACUUCUGUGAUACCAAAUAUGAUUGAUCAACUUUUUGGAGUUAGCAUGGAUCGCUAUAGAUUUGAUUUUCAGACGGGAACAUCUUUUUACAUUCAUAAUGAUGGUAAAAUUGACUCAUGGAAAUCUCCACAUAAACGAGCUUUAAGGGCACCAUUGGAGUCGCAAAAUGAGUGA
Molecule: messenger RNA, 411 nt
Organism: Clunio marinus
Lineage: Eukaryota; Metazoa; Arthropoda; Insecta; Diptera; Chironomidae
Source: the annotation of a GenBank genome assembly